AUGGUAGGGUCAGCGUCCUUGGGUUAUGAUUUUGGCUCUGGAUCACUAGUUCGGUUGUCAUGGGAUGUACUGAUAGAUGGCGCUGUUCUGUUCAAAGCGAUUCCUGCAUCGCGCUGGCAAGAUGUUCUCGCGAAUAAUGACUACCGACGGCUCGAGCAUAGCAAAGCAUACUUACCUGGCGUAGGGGACACCGUGAUCAAGAAGGCGGUUCCCCCAGAGCGAGGCCCUUCCAUUGCACUGCGGCUGGGU
Messenger RNA from Brenthis ino (lesser marbled fritillary), 249 nucleotides. NCBI's taxonomy places the organism in Eukaryota, Metazoa, Arthropoda, Insecta, Lepidoptera, Nymphalidae. The record is from the annotation of a GenBank genome assembly.